AUGACGACUAUGGAUUUGCGCGUCGGUAACAAGUACCGCAUCGGUCGUAAGAUCGGUAGUGGUAGUUUCGGUGAUAUUUACCUCGGUACCAACAUCAUCUCCGGUGAAGAGAUUGCCAUCAAGCUCGAGAACGUCAAGGCCAAGCACCCCCAGCUCGAAUAUGAGGCCCGCGUCUACAAGUCCCUCGCCGGUGGUGUCGGUAUUCCAUUCGUCCGCUGGUUCGGUACCGAAUGUGACUACAACGCCAUGGUUAUCGAUCUCCUCGGUCCCAGUCUGGAGGACCUUUUCAACUUCUGCAACCGCAAGUUCUCGCUGAAGACCGUCCUUCUCCUUGCCGACCAGCUCAUUUCUCGUAUCGAAUACAUCCACGCCAAGUCUUUCAUCCACCGCGAUAUCAAGCCCGACAACUUCCUGAUGGGUAUUGGCAAGCGUGGAAACCAGGUGAACGUCAUUGAUUUCGGUCUCGCAAAGAAGUACCGCGACCCCAAGACUCACUUCCACAUCCCUUACCGUGAGAACAAGAACCUUACUGGUACCGCCCGUUACGCCAGUAUCAACACUCACUUGGGUGUCGAGCAGUCUCGCCGUGAUGACAUGGAGUCUCUCGGCUACGUCAUGCUUUACUUCUGCCGUGGAUCUCUCCCCUGGCAGGGUCUGAAGGCUGCUACUAAGAAGCAGAAGUACGACCGUAUCAUGGAGAAGAAGAUGACCACCCCCACCGAGGUCCUGUGCCGUGGAUUCCCCAACGAGUUCGCUAUCUACCUCAACUACACUCGCUCGCUUCGCUUCGACGACAAGCCCGACUACUCCUACCUCCGCAAGAUCUUCCGUGAUCUCUUCGUUCGCGAGUCUUUCCAGUAUGACUACGUUUUUGACUGGACCGUCUACAAGUACCAGAAGAACGCGGCCAUGAUUGUGGACGCUAGCAAGAAGGACAAGGAUGCUGAGGAGCAGCAGCGCCGCCAGGGCGUUCCUCCUCCCGUGGGAGCCAGUGCCCCGAAGCCUGGAGCCAUCUCCGGCCAGCGUCGCAAGGUCAUCGAGCGCGGCACUCUCGACAACGCUCCGGACGCCAACCGUGCCGUGGGAGGUAGCGACAGGAUGCUGCGUUCUGCCUCGAAAGGUGCUGCUUUAGGUUAUGGACCUUCAGGUGGCCGUUCGAAGCGGGAUGAUGGAGCGGGAGCCUCGUGGUACUAA
Messenger RNA from Penicillium brevicompactum, 1194 nucleotides. RefSeq names its product casein kinase 1 family protein. NCBI's taxonomy places the organism in Eukaryota, Fungi, Ascomycota, Eurotiomycetes, Eurotiales, Aspergillaceae. The transcript is spliced from 4 exons. The record is from RefSeq and is a predicted model, not a curated record. The coding region runs from base 1 to 1194 and encodes 397 amino acids. Gene Ontology annotation, cellular component: cytoplasm; nucleus. Gene Ontology annotation, biological process: peptidyl-serine phosphorylation; endocytosis; signal transduction. Gene Ontology annotation, molecular function: protein serine/threonine kinase activity; ATP binding.